AUGAGCGAGUCAUACGUGGUUGUGUCGUCUGAGGUGAAAGAGCUGCAAGACCGGAUGGCAGCUCUGGUGGCGGGAGAACAUUACGAGGAAGCAUGCGUGGUCCGCGACAGCCUAGCUAUGAUGGAGUUUCGGAAGCGUUUGUUAGAGAUUCAGGCCAAACCGCGCAUUAUGUACCGUGUGGGAGAUGUCAUCGUGCACCGCAGAUACGGCUAUCGCGGCGUUGUGUACGGUCACGAUCCUGAGUGUUCAGCCCCUUCCAGCUGGCAAGAUGCGAUGAAAGUGGACCUAUUGACACAUGGGAGAAGCCAGCCCUUCUACCACGUCUUGGGAGCCUGA
This is a messenger RNA of Closterium sp. Naga37s-1, 336 nucleotides long. NCBI's taxonomy places the organism in Eukaryota, Viridiplantae, Streptophyta, Zygnematophyceae, Desmidiales, Closteriaceae. The record is from the annotation of a GenBank genome assembly.